UAUGACCCCAAUGCCGUGCCAGAACUACGACGUGCUCAUCGUUGGCGGCGGCGUCGCCGGCUGCUCGCUCGCCCAUGCGCUCUCGACGGUCCCCCGCGCCAAACCUCUCCGGAUCGCCCUCGUCGAACGCUCGCUCGCCGAACCCGACAGAAUUGUCGGCGAACUCUUGCAACCCGGUGGUGUGAUGGCGCUGCAGAAUCUUGGGCUGGAGUGGUGUCUCGAGGGGAUCGACGGCAUCCCCGUGCGGGGGUACUGCGUCGUGGAGGACGGCAAGUCGGUGCACAUCCCGUACCCAGGCAAGCACGAGGGCCGGAGUUUCCACCACGGACGCUUCAUCAUGAAGCUGCGGGAGGCUGCGAAGAAGGCAAAGGGCGUGGUCGUCAUCGAAGGCACGGUGUCCGAGCUCGUCACCAGGGACUACAGCGGCAGGAUCGUCGGCGUACAUGUCUCGCAGAAGACGGGCGGGGUAGAGACGAAGACGACGAUGUACGCGGACGUUGUCAUUGUCGCGGACGGGUGCUUCUCCAACUUCCGCAGCUUCGUCAUGGACUCGGCGGCGGUGAAGCCGGAGACGAAGAGCCAUUUCAUAGGCGCCGUUCUGGAGGACGCUCGGCUCCCGAUACCUAACCAUGGCACCGUCGCGCUCAUCAAGGGCUUUGGGCCAGUACUCCUGUACCAGAUCUCGGAGCACGACACACGGAUACUCGUCGACCUCAAGCAACCCCUUCCUUCCGACCCCAAGGCCGUCAUCCUUGAAGAGAUUCUCCCUCAACUGCCCUCCUCUCUGCAUCUCCCUAUCCAAGCUGCCCUCGAGAAAGACCGCCUACGGCGCAUGCCCAACUCCUUCCUGCCUCCCAUCGAGCAAGGUACGAACAACACGAAAGAAGGCGCUAUUCUGAUUGGCGACUCAUGGAAUAUGCGGCAUCCUCUCACUGGUGGUGGUAUGACCGUCGCUUUCAACGACGUUGUCGUGUUACGCGACCUGCUCGGUUCGGUUGACGAUCUGAAGGACUGGGACAAGGUCAAGAAGGCGCUUCAUCGAUGGCACUGGGGCAGGAAACCCCUGGCGUCGACGGUCAACAUCCUCAGUGUCGCUCUCUACGACCUGUUUGGCGCAGAUGACUUCGAACUGCAAGUGCUACGAACAGGGUGCUUCAAGUACUUUGAACGUGGAGGUGAAUGCGUAAACGGGCCUGUAUCACUUCUUUCUGGCAUCGCACCCUCACCGUCCCUCCUCGCAUACCACUUCUUCUCCGUCGCCUUUUACUCCAUCUGGGUGAUGUUCACCCACCCUGCGCUCGUCUCCUCUUCCUCCGGGGACAAACCUGUCUACGCGACACCCAGCGUGCUGGACUAUCCUUACCUGCUCAUCAGGGCGGUUCGCGUCUUCUGGACAGCGUGUGUCGUUUUUGGGCCGCUGCUGUGGACGGAGGUGCGCUGGUGGGCGGCGAACGAGACGUCGAAGCGAAACCACUUCGUCGCAUCUGCUGUCAUCCCUCUCGCGCUACUUUACCUUGCUACUACCUUCGGUCUGCCUAGUUUAGGACUUCUCGGCGUUCAUUG
This is a messenger RNA of Cyclocybe aegerita, 1563 nucleotides long. The record is from the annotation of a GenBank genome assembly. Lineage: Eukaryota; Fungi; Basidiomycota; Agaricomycetes; Agaricales; Hemipholiotaceae.